GUCCCUAGGUUGCACAGUGUGCUAUCCGUCAAACGACGGCAAUUGUAAAUGUAUCACCCUGUUCUACUUUUGUUACUUGGGAUACUUGUAUACUGGGUGUUUCGAAAAAUGUCAAAACACAAAUGACAACAAAUAACACGUGUGUUGAUGUACCGCAUGUUGCACUGACCGGUUAGGUGCCGUGUUUCAAAUAUUAGAAGAAAUAAUAGUGUUGUUACAGUAAAAUUUGGAACUGGUGAUAACUGCCAAAAUGGCCACUAGCUUAGCAGCACAGCUGAAGCGUUUGGAAGCACCCCAAACGUCUGCGAAGCUCGAUUUUCGCAAGAGUGCAUCGAUUCUGUUCGACACGAAAGAGGCGGCGUCAAAGGAUCGGGAAGUAAUAUUCGACAUCGGCGUAAGUGGGCUGGUAGAGUUAAUCCAGAUGCAUGGCGCAUUUGCCCAGUUUGAGGAUACGCUGUUCGACAGGAAAUCGAUCGAUCUCCAACGAGCGGUCGAGAAUAAAGAGCUGAACAAACAGCUCAACAGCAACAUCGAGAAGUUUUUCUACCAUCUUUCACCCUACUUUAUGCUGCAACCGGCACACAAAUGUCUGGAGUGGUUAAUACGUCGCUUCGAGAUACACAAGUACAACCGGGUGCAAUUUGUUCAUCUCAUACUGCCGUACCAUGAGACGCGCAUUUUCGUGCGCUGCGUGCAAACAAUGAACGUCGAGGAGUUCAACGAUACGCUAGCCUUCCUGGCAGCGGUCGGCAAAUCGGGCGUACCACCUUCGAAGCGUACCAUCAUCGAUCAUUGCACUCGGCAUCCGGGAUUUUUGGAGAAGUACGGUCGGUUUGUUAGCAGCGCAGUAAUCGAACUGGGAAACAAAGCGAAUGCGCUACAGGCCCCGUUUGCUUUCUACAGUACCACGACAUUGGGUAUGUUUGGCAACGUCGAAACUGUGACGGAAAACCACGUCGUAGCCGUGUUGAAAACUGUCGGUAAAGGGCUCGCAUCUAGAGCGAUCGAUUUUGCCGCUGGUUCGCUUAUGAUCGUUGGACAAAUGGUAGUCAAAACGAACCUUGGAGAGACUGCACUCGAUUACUUGAUUCGGCGUGUCUGUGGUGUCAAGCAUCCAGCACUAACUACCGAAGCUACCCUGCUACUGGUGCUGAUCUUCCAAACGCAGCACGAGCAAAUCGUUACCCUACCGAAGGAACUGAUGAGUGUAAUAAUUCGCUGCAAUUGGCUUACGCCGACCUUGUGCGUCGUGAAAUCGGAUGGUAUCGAUGUGAUGAUGCUCUACCGGAAGCUGCUGGAAAAGUGUCUGAACGAAAUAUGUUGCUCCAAUGAAUCGUUAAUGGUGUACAGCAGCUUCUGCGAACAGUUGGUACAGGAGAUUCAACUGACCGACGAAGAAGCGGAAGAUGUAAUACAGUGUGUGUUAGAUUCGUAUUUCCUGAAGGAUGAUCGGCAGAAUGGCAAAACCCAAUCAGCUCCAAUCGCAGACUCAAACGAUACCAUCGAUUUGGACAGCGACGAGGAGGAUUUUGUGCACAAGGACCAAAAUGUGACCAAUUGGUAUUCGGAAUUUUUGAAAAGCUUUGAACGACAGUACCCAUCUGCUUUCGAUAAGAUCGUGAAGCGCGUAAUGAAGGGUCAAUAUUCAAACAAACAGCGUAAUGCAUUACGCAACGUGCUGGGAUUUCUCCUGCAAGCAUCGUACAAUGAGAACGAAACGAGCGUGUUCGAAAAUCUCUUCCAUUACGACGCCAAUCGACGUGUGCACGCGGUACAGUAUCUUGUCACAAAUAUACGUUCGUUGAAGGUGAAAAGCCGUGGCAAGAUGGAUCUGUUACGGGACAGUGUUCGGGAGCGGCUAGACGACGACAGCUGUGAGGUGAUUGCCAAUCUGCUCGAGCUCUCAACUACCGAGCUGGUGGAUGUCGUUGGUGUUGACGAGUUGAUCAACAGACUGAGCAAUCUUGUGCUGAAGUGUGUCGCUAAUCAAUCCCGCUGGAAGUCAGUAACACCUCGCCUCAUUGAACUGUUAACCGACGAGCGUAUUUACAACGGUGCGGACGUAAAUCGGCUGAUCAUUACGCUUUAUCCGCUACUUUCUCCGAUCGGAGAUUUUCCCGCAGGCGAGGAAAACGCUGCGACAUUGCAAUCGUCCUCGUUUGGAAAACAAUACUUGAACUCGCAGUUUUACAGCAAUGAGGAGAACUGUAACGCAAUGUUGCAAAUUAUGGAGAACGCUGGCCAAAGCACGAACCCCAUACAGGUGUGCUUUAAUGUGAUGCUCUUAUCGAACGCACUGCCCGCACCGUGUAGCGUCGAGCAGGCCGAUCGCGUCCUGGAUUAUGCGGUAAAACAGCUUGCAAAUCAUCGUUUCCAGUACGCACACACAUCAUCCAUUCAGUGUUUGCGAGAAAAAAAAUUACCGCAGCAUCUGGUUACGAUUCCGAUUCAACACAUCAUCGAACGCGUAACGUUCGAACCGAUCGUUGAGAUGAACUUCGAACGGCAAAGUGUGUCGCUAAAGCUUCGACUGCGCAUAUUCAACGAGCUGCUGGAAAAGUAUUGUACGAUCGAUGCGAAACACAACGAAAUAAGAGCCAUAUUUGGUGAUCUGCUGAAAAGUUUUCUAACCCGCCUGUAUCCACAACCGGAAGAUAGGGUGGAAUUUCUAUCCCAUUUUUACACAAUUCAUUUGAUCGAACCAGCUUCCAAAGACGAAACGAACAACUUUCUGAUCAGCGCCAAGUUGCAGAUUCGCUGCCAGCGGCUGCUGAUCUCCAUUCUGCAACAGUUGCAACAGGAAAAUGGCUGCAAGAUCACGAACAACGCCUUCAUAAACAUUCUGCUUGCGUUUACCUCCGAAUCGAUGGUUGUGCGUGAGUGUGUCGUGCAGACGAUCGAGCAUAUCGCGAUGUUGAGGAAAGCAAACGGUCUGUCGAAAGCAUCGAAUAGUUUUCUGCAGAAAUUGCUCAAACGCCGCGAAGAACUUACGAUGGAUGGGGAGCAACUUUCGUUGCUGGUGUUUACAUUGUUUGCAAUGGAAGAUGGAAAAUCGCUGAAGGAAACGUUGGAAUGCUUCAUCGCACGUGCAGCGGAUACUGGCACACCCACCUACAUCGUCUGCGGUAUAAUGGAUUUCUUGAAGUUGCUCGACGAUCCGCUAGUGUUGCUUAAUUCCGCCUCCAAGGGUGUUAGUAUUGUGGAGCGCGUAAUCAAAGACAGCGAUCGCGUAGUGUUCGAUGCGUACGAAUCGAAGCUGUUGCAACUGUUGAUCGGACGCUUCAAUUUGGACAUUAUCGAGCAUCUGUCGACGAGCGAACUAUGUCAGCGGCUCGUAGCGCUUACGUUGCAAUGCGACAAACCGUUGAUUUUAGCAAAGGAACGAAAGCUUUACACACCGGCCAGUAUGAUGAUCGAAGUGCUUGGUGGGGAAAUGUUUGAAUCGCUUCCUAAACGGUACGCUAAAGAGCUGCUUCCGGCCAUUGUUGAAGCUGCAACACUAUCGCAACAUCCGGAAACAAACUCAGUCACGGGAAAAUUGUUUAAAAAUAACAUUAUCGAUGCGGAAUUAGUCGUCGAUAUGCUGAGCGCCAUGUACGAAGGCAGGUCGAUGGAUUCGCAAAACAAAACGAAAGAGAACAUUAAACUGGGUCGUAAAGCCAUCAUUUCCGUCGCACCAUCGGAACGUGUGCUUUCUUCGACGGUGUGGAAAUGUGGCGUAACAUUGCUGGAGCAUUUACAGAACAAGAAGAAGCUGGAAAAUGCACACCUGCUGGUACCGAAGCUGUUCGAGUGUCUUAAGUAUUGUCUCGAUUUUGAGGAACAAUCGGCCGUUGAGUAUGUGAAGCAAAUCGUGCUAUCGUUAUUGCUGUACUGCAUUCAGAAGGUAGAACAGUUGGCUAAUGAUAAGCAGGGAGACGCAUCACCAUUUGCAAAUGCUACCAGCGUCUUUAAGGUGGAACAGAUUGUCCAGUGCAUUCGGGGUACGCAGAACCCACAAACGCAUCACCAUGCGCUGCUACUGUUGGCACACGUUGCACGUUACGUACCGGACCAGGUGCUGCACAAUAUGAUGGAAAUUUUCACCUUCGUUGGAUCAUCGAUCGUACGGCAGGACGAUGCGUACAGCUUCCAGAUCAUAUCGAAGAUCAUCGAAACGAUCAUACCGACGAUCGCGCUAGCCGGAACGGCGGGCACGAUUACCAGCAAGAUGGAGCAGAUUAUUCCUAUAAUGAAAAUAUUUACCGACAUCAUACUGGACGUGCCGGAACAUCGCCGCAUCCUGCUGUACGUGAAGCUGUUGCAAACGCUCGGUGCGAACGAAUAUUUGUGGGUAUUUCUGGGCGUGUUGAUUGAAUCGGACGUCAUGAAAGGUGGCCACAAGGCGGAAAAGCGAAAAGCAACGAAAUCGCGCGCCGAAGCCGAGCUGGCACUGAGCGAGCUGUCGAAGCGAAUUGAAGUAGCGCUGCAGAUAGCGAGCGAGUUCGAACCGGCCGUUAUCAUACAGACGUGCACGAAUCUGAUCGACUAUUUACGCGAACUGCCGAUGGAGAUCGAAAAGCGGAAGAGUGACACGGACGUCAUGGAGGUGGAUAUUGUCGAUUCCACCAUUUUCAACGUGAAAACACACACCGGCCGUCAGUUGAAGCAUUUCAAAUAUUCGCUCGUCCAGUUCGUCGGUGGACUGCUGUCGUCGGUGUGUGUAAUCAAUAAGAUCGCACAGCUAAACGAAACGGAAACGCUGGACAUGAAGAAGUACUAUCAAAAUCUGAUCGUCGGUAUACUAACGUACGUGAAUGCGGUUUCGAAAAUGCUCGACAAGCUAAAGGAGGAAAGCUCCGACGAAAAGAUACCGCUUUACUGGAGGGCCAUGCUGAACAAUUGUUACGACAUUCUCGAAAGCACCAUCUCGUUGCUUUCGGCCGAUACGUUGAUUAUUGUCGUGCAUGGAUUGCUGAAGCAUCGAUUCUUGAUGGUACGCCGGAAGGUGAUUGAGCUGUUAAACAAUAAGCUACAGUACAAGCAGGAUUAUUUCAACAGCAAUCAUUAUCCGGGAUUGUUGAAGCUGUACGAUCCACUGAUGACGCUGGUGCAGCACAUGUACGAGGAGGAAAAUGUUGUCGGAACUUCGUUCGAGCGCAUGGUGAUCGUACAGCUGAGCUACAUUGCUGUACGGCACCUGUCGAAGAUAUUGACGCAGCACGACACCAGCAAGGUGCAGUCCGUGCUGGAAAUGCUGAUGGUGGAGCUGCACGGUUACAAGAAAAAUCCCAACACGCAGAUACUGUCCUCGCUGAUACUUUGCAUUGGCGAGCUGUGUAGCAACCUGGGACCGUAUUCCAUCAACUAUCUUCCGCAGUUUAUGCCGAUGGUGAACAAGUUUCUCGUCGCCCAGCUACAGUCGGAUGAUCCGUUCGAUAUUCUCACCUCCAGCAUUGUGCUGCUAACGGUGAAGAUUGUCGAUACGCUGGCACGGUUCAUUUCGCCGUAUCUAAAAUCGAUGCUCGUCGGUUUGACAAAGUUACACGCUAUGAUCGAGGAAAAGAAUGACCCUCGGUUGGGAAAUAUGCAGUCGCGCUUGGUGAUGAUUUGGGAUAAUGUUUCGAGCACGAUCGCACCACGCGUACUGCUGCCAGCGAUUGAACAAUGCUACCACAAGCUAGUGGAAACCGGUGAGCUGAACGCAAUCGGUCCACUGAUGGCACUUCUCUCGACCAUGUUCACAAACAUGAAGUCGAGCAACUUCACCGCUAUACGCAGCGAAGUGACGGAACUGUUCCUGACCGCACUUCAGUUCCGGUGUUACAAUUCGUCCAAGGAUACCUUUACACUAGCGGCAAUCGAUGCAGCAGAAGCGCACGUUAUAAAGGCGUUUGUGGUGCUAAUUUUAAAGCUCUCGGAAAGCACCUUCCGGCCACUGUUUUAUCAAGUGUUCGAAUGGUCCAUCCGCGAAACGUCCAGCAAUGACCGUGCAAUCACAUUCUUCAAUUUGUGCUGCCACGUGGCGGAAGCGCUUAAGUCACUGUUCGUGCUGUUUGCCAGCGAUCUGAUAGCGAUUGCGGUGAAGCUGCUGAACGCUACCAACAAGGCCAAGGUCGAUGGGACGGAGCUAAAGGAGUUACAUUUCGAUGUGGAAUCGAAAAACGUGACAUUGGUCCGUUACGUUCUGAAGACGCUGUACAGCAUUGUGCUGUACGACAAUCAGAACUUUAUCAAUGCGGUACGCUUCGAUAUGCUGCUCGGGCCGGUAACAGACCAUCUGGAGAACGAGCUUAUUAUCGACGAGACGGAGAUUCGCACCCUGGUGAUCGACUGUCUCGCUCAGAUGGCCGUGGCGGUGAUGGAUGAUUCGCUCUGGCGUCAGUUAAAUUAUCAGGUGCUGAUGAAAACACGUAACAACGAUGCACAAGUCAGAUUAUUUGCACUGGAGGCAUGUACAGAAAUAGCGCGUAAGCUGGGCGAAAGCUAUGCGCCGCUGCUACCGGAAACGAUACCCUUCCUGGCGGAACUGAUGGAAGACGAUAAUGAGGACGUUGAAAAAGCGGUGCACCAUUCAUGCCGUGAAAUUGGCCGUGCGACAGGUGAAGAUUUGCAGAAAUACUUCUGAAGGUAGAGGACGAUGGUUUGGCUUCGCACACGAAGGUAAAGCGUUUAACUUCCCCUUUGCAAUGCAGUGUCGGAAACAAUAAAGAAACAGUUAAAACUCUUAAA
Messenger RNA from Anopheles funestus (African malaria mosquito), 6711 nucleotides. RefSeq names its product HEAT repeat-containing protein 1. Gene Ontology annotation, biological process: maturation of SSU-rRNA from tricistronic rRNA transcript (SSU-rRNA, 5.8S rRNA, LSU-rRNA); positive regulation of transcription by RNA polymerase I. Lineage: Eukaryota; Metazoa; Arthropoda; Insecta; Diptera; Culicidae. The coding region runs from base 251 to 6607 and encodes 2118 amino acids. Gene Ontology annotation, cellular component: 90S preribosome; small-subunit processome; t-UTP complex. The record is from RefSeq and is a predicted model, not a curated record. The transcript has 4 exons. Gene Ontology annotation, molecular function: snoRNA binding.